Diceros bicornis minor is the source of this 5025-nucleotide messenger RNA. RefSeq names its product zinc finger protein 831 (gene ZNF831). NCBI's taxonomy places the organism in Eukaryota, Metazoa, Chordata, Mammalia, Perissodactyla, Rhinocerotidae. The transcript is spliced from 5 exons. The coding region runs from base 1 to 5025 and encodes 1674 amino acids. The record is from RefSeq and is a predicted model, not a curated record.
AUGGAGGUGCCAGAACUCACCCGCGCUGCCUCACCUGCCAGGGACCAGCCAGCUCCUGCUCCUGGCCCCCCAGGGGCCCCAGCUGGGCAGGCCUCACCUCACCUGACCUUGGGCCCUGUCAUCCUGCCGCCAGAGCAGGGCCUGGCCCCCGCCGUGUUCCUGAAGGCCCUGCCCAUCCCACUGUACCACACAGUGCCUCCCGGGGGCCUCCAGCCGCGGGCCCCCCUCGUGACAGGCAGCCUGGACGGGGGCAGCGUGCCCUUCAUUCUCAGCCCCCUGCUGCAGCCUGAAGGACCUGGCCCCACCCAGAUGGGGAAGCCAGCGGCCCCAGCGCUCACCGUGAACAUCGUGGGCACUCUGCCUGUCCUGUCGCCGGGCCUGGGGCCCACGCUGGGCAGCCCAGGCAAGGUGCGGAACGCCGGCAAGCACCUGUGCCCGCACUGCGGCCGGGACUGCCUGAAGCCCAGCGUUCUGGAGAAGCACAUCCGGUCCCACACCGGUGAGAGGCCCUUCCCGUGUGCCACCUGCGGCAUCGCCUUCAAGACCCAGAGCAACCUGUAUAAGCACAGGCGCACCCAGACGCACCUCAGCAACUCUCGGCUGUCCUCGGAGUCCGAUGGCGGUGGAGGCAGCCUCCUGGAGGAGGGGGACAAGGCUGGAGGGACCUCCAGAGCAGAUGGCAGGGGGGACAGCUGGAGCCAGAGAGGGGGCGACGGGGCCCAAUCAGAAAGACCCCUUUCUCCAGCCGCCCAGGGCACUGGACUCUGCCCAGUGCCCACCACACAUCUUCCUGUGGCAGAGAACCUGGAUCUGAGGUUGGAAGCGGUUGCCUGUCCAGGGUCCACAUUUGCUGACAGCGAGGCCCCUUUGGCCCGCACCCACACAGCGCCCCCCGGGCUCCCGCUGGCCGGCGCACAGCCGCGGCGUAAGCUCCUGGAACAGAAGCCGCCGACUGCCAGCGGGUGCUCCCUGCAGCAGGCCACGUCCUCAGAGAAGCCCGGGGACCCCAAGGCCUCGGAGGGCCGGCUGAGGAAGUGUGAGAGCACCGACUCGGGCUACCUGUCCCGUUCGGACAGUGCGGAGCAGCCGCUGGCCCCCGCCAGCCCCCUGCACAGUCUGUCCGAGCACAGCGCUGAGUCCGAGGGGGAGGGCGCCCCGGGGCCGGGGGAAGCCAGGGCCCAGCCGGCGGGGCGGAGGCCCAGCUUGGAGCUGGAGAAGAAGCAGCUGGAGGAGCGCAUCGCCAGGCUCAUCUCGCACAACCAGGCCGUGGUGGACGACCCCCAGCUGGACCACGUGCGGCCCCGUAAGACGGUCCUGUCCAAGCAGGGCAGCAUCGACCUGCCCAUGCCUUACACCUACAAGGACUCCUUCCACUUCGACCUCCGGGCCCUGGAGCCCGGCCGGAGGAGGCAGGCCACCCUCUGCUCCGCCCGCUCCAGCUUCAGCCCCCUGGACAAGACACGGCCCCUCUUCUUUCACUCGGUCCCCACUCAGCUCUCCACCACCGUGGAGUGUGUGCCCGUCACCAGAAGCAACUCGCUGCCCUUCGUCGAGGGCACCAGGAUGUGGCAGGAGCCGCCGGACCCCCAGGACGCCUUCCCCAGGAGGCAGAAGCCUAUGAGUCCCAGGCCUGCCCCUGCCCGACUGGUGGGCGUCCCCAGCGGUCACCCCCGGGCCCUGGUCAGACAGGCCGCAGUGGAGGACCUGCCGUGUCCCCCCGCUGGAGACACCCCUGCUCCUGUAGAUGACCCGGGUGGAAAGAGAACUGCUGUAGGGGAGGGGGUGGCCGGUCAGGGCAGAGCAGCCAGUAAGAAAUGCAGCCAGAGGAAGCUGAAGAUGUUCUCCCAGGAGAAGUGGCAGGUGUACGGGAGCGAGACGUUCAAGAGAAUCUACCAGAAAAUGAGACCCAGCCACUCCGGAGGCAAGAAGGCGAGGGAGGUGACAGCAGGCAGUGGGACAGGAUUGGACCUUCCUUUGCAGGAAGAGGCAGGGGGCAAGGGCACAGCGCUGGCCCAGGAUGGGAGGACCCCUGUCCAUGGGGACAUUUCUGUGGGGGCCAAGCCAGGGCCUCGGGGAAGUCUGCCAGCUCCAGAGGGCUUCUUGGUGACUGAGCCCCCCAGGCAGAGGGAGACGGUGGCCAAAGCAGGAGGCAGUGACCAGCCUGGGGUGAACAGGGCCAUCUCGCACCCUACUCUCAGCUGCAGAGAUCCCCCCUGUUUGGGCAGCAAGAGCCCUCUGAUUCCUACAAAUGGGAGGCUGGAGCUAGGGUGUCAGCUGCCCCCACCACCUGGUCUCCUCAAAGGAAGUGACCUAGAGGCUCCCAGGCUGGUUUCACCAGAUCCCAAACUGGAAGGAGGCACCCGCAGUGGUGGGGACGCAAGGACCUGUCAGCGGGCCCCAGCCAUCCCGAGGCAGCCCAGUGGUAGCUCUGGGGAGCCGCAGCUUGCGGAGGACCAGCUCCCCUCGGAGAGCAAGAAGCUGAAGGUGGAGGAGCUGAGCGGCCAGGAGCAAUCGGAGUCUCUGGGAGCAGGAGGAGAGGCUCCUGGUGGCCACGUGCAGGCUACCUCCCUACCAUCUCAGAACCAGGACAGUGGGCCCGGGGACAAGCCAGGAGGGCUGCAAGGGAGCGGCGACUGCACGGCAAGGGGCAGGGCUGGACAGCUGGGUGAGCCCCUGGGGACCUCCGGCACCUCCUCUGCUGGGUCUUCAGUGGCCCUGUGGCAGGCAGCGCCGAGGGACAAGGAGCCCUCGCUGCGUCCUGCAGCUGCAGUAGCCAGGAGCCACUCCCCGCUGGCUGCCCAGCCUCCGGCUCCCGGCGUCCUUGCUGCCCUGGCGGACACUGCCUUUCCUCCUCAGUACCUCCUCAGGUUACCUCAGGGAGAGGCCCACCCCCCACCGCUCGUCCCCCCAGGGGCGGGGCGAGGCCAGGACCCUCUCUGUGGGAGAAGGUGUCCGGAGGAGCGGGAAUCCUUUGUUGAGUCGGGACUGCGGGCCAUCCUGCCUCCCAGCCCAGCCUCAGGCCUGGCCCCCAGUGGAGCAGACAGCUGCCAGGAGGACCCCAGCUGGUCCAGGCCCUGGGACUGGAGAAAGGGGGUGCAGGGAGAGGAGAAAGGAGACUUGGACACUAGCACCCCGGCAGCCGGAGAGUCUCCUGGCCCGGCCGCCGGAGCCCCCAGGAAGUCAGCAUCCUUCCUGUCUACCCCAACGUGUGACUACCCGAGGAAGGAGACCCGUGACACCCGACACCUCUGCACCAGCAGUGCUUUGGCGAGGGCCAGGCCCUCUGGGGGUGUCCUGGAUCCCUGGGCACCCAACAGGUUGCUAAGUGGUCCUCCCAAGAAUGACCCAGAAGACUUUCCUUCUGGGGCCCUGGCAGGGCCCAGUCCCUGCUGCUCCCUCCAGCCCAGCUCCUUCCUCUCGGCCCGCAUGCCCCCGGGCUGGCCUGAGCUGGCCUCGUGUACCCACUCAGAGACUCCUGGGAGCUGCAGGGCCCAGAGCCCUUUCCCCACGCUGAAGGCCGAGCCCCAGCUCACAUGGUGUUGCUUGAGCCGCAGCCUCCCUCUGCCCAUGGAGCAGAAGGAGAAGGCUGCUUCCGUGUACUCAGCGCUGCACUUCCCUGGUGGCACCCCCCCGGACAAGGGUCUAGACGCCCGGCUGGUGAGCAAGGCUGUGUCGGGAGGAUGGACCAGGACAAGCCCAGGAGAGGGAAGGCAGGCGCAGACAUUGAAGCUCUCCUACCCAAUGGCCCCAGGGAUGACAUCCCAGGAUUGGGUGUCUGAGCCAGAAUGGAAGAAAGGACUGCCUCGUAGGAGGACGAAGAUGUCUCGUGGGAACAGCAAGCAGAAAAAACUGAGCCUCAACUCCAAAAGGUACAAAGGGAAUUUCUUGCAGAGCCGUGUUCAGCUGCGAGCGGGUAGACUGCGCAAGCCACUCUGGGUGCUGAGAAAAGACUGCCCCCCUUCUGCAUUCGAGGGGCUGGAGCCAUGCAGGAUCCUCAGGCAGGCUUCUUCGGAAAUUGCAGGUCUAAAUCUGCAAGGGGAGCCAUCUUAUGCCAUCUCAGAAUUGUCUCCUCGUUGUGGAAACGGAGAGGAGAAGGAUGACGGCGGAAAAACCUCAGGAAAGUUCUCUCCUAGAGCAACUUCAAGGACUGUCGGCGAAACAAAUGAAGUAACCGUGAAGGAUAUUUCUCCAUCUGCUGGUGAGCACGGUGACUGUCAUCCUCAGAACACUGCUGUUGGGUCAGGAUUGUCUCUGCAGUCCGACUCCUCCAUGGCAGUGGCUAACGAGAGCCUUCUAGUCCAUGGCAAAGUUCUCAACGUGAGAAUGCUUGAGACUCAGCUACUGCCCUCCCAGGAGCAAGUCUCAAUAGAUCCCAAACCAUGCAUUUUCUCAGAUGAUCAAGAGCCUUCUUCUUUGGAGUCCAAAGGAACCCCUCCCCAUUAUGACGUUGCUACCUCUGCAGCUGCCACUUGUACUUCUCUGGGGGCAAGAGCAGGUGACACAACUCUGGGAAUUCACAAUGCAGAGCGACGAGACCAUGGCAGGGCUGCAGGGGAGACUCUGACACAGAGCUCUCCAGAGAAAAAAGCUAGAGCAGAGGGCAUAUUACCAUCACUCUUGCCAGGGAAACCUUCAUCUGGCCAAAGAAUUUCAGGUUCGGUUCCCUUGGGGUCAACUGGAAAAACUCAUCUUGCAAUACCAGCUUCAGGACCAGGUUCAACUAGUUCACAUCAAGAGGAAGGGAAGCACAAGACAUUUUUUCCUUCCAGGGGGCAAUAUGAGUGUGCAGAAGUGGUUGUCCCCUGCCCUCUUGGAGGAAAUGACAGUGGGAAAUGUCAAGUAUCUGGAUUAAUCACUCUGAAGGAUUGUGUGGUUUCUUCUAACCGAGGGCAACACACAGAACUCCCUGAAGCCCCUUUGAAAACCAUCAAGAAGAGGAGUUUGGAAGGAAUGAGAAAGCAAACUCGAGUGGAGUUCAGCGACACCAGCAGUGAUGACGAAGACCGAUUAGUGAUAGAAAUAUGA